Pocillopora verrucosa is the source of this 7353-nucleotide messenger RNA. Its product is annotated as polycystin-1-like protein 2. Gene Ontology annotation, molecular function: protein binding; calcium channel activity; calcium ion binding. Gene Ontology annotation, cellular component: membrane. The record is from RefSeq and is a predicted model, not a curated record. Gene Ontology annotation, biological process: detection of mechanical stimulus. Lineage: Eukaryota; Metazoa; Cnidaria; Anthozoa; Scleractinia; Pocilloporidae.
AUGGUGGAGGUUUGUAAGCCUUUAACAGUGUUUUCCUUCAUGCGAAUCCUUGUUUUGCAGAUGCAGCGAGUUACUUUGUUGCUCCUGGGAUUCAUGGCCAGCUGUGAAGGACUUCCACAUCUUGUUGGAUACUACCCCCUGAAAUUCUCAAGUAAAGCAAAUGACUACAGUCCGUCUAAGAAUCCAGCAGGGAUCAUCUCCAAUGCUCAGCCUGCACUGGGGCAUUAUGGCCAAGUUGGUGGGUCGUAUCAGUUCACGGGAGCGCGCUCACCGCCAAGUUAUAUCUAUCUUAAUGAGUCAUAUUAUUUAAAUACGAGAUUCUCUAUUACACUUCUCGUCUGGGUUUUUCCACAAGGCAGAGAUGGAGAAAUUAUUUCCUACUGGAAGAACUCCAAUGACGGAGUGAGUAUAGCACUUGAAAACUCUCGCCCAGUCUUCCACGUCAAUUCUCUUGAUGGGAUCACGAAGUACUCCGUAAAAAGUAAAAACAAACUGUUGCUGAAUGAAUGGAGUCACAUCGCUGGGGCAUAUGACAAUGAGAGUCAAGUGGCAAAACUUUACGUGGAUGGAAUAGAAGUGGCAAACGCAACAGCAAAAGGGAUUCCGGAAUUAGCGACAGAGUCCCCUUUGUGGCUUGGGUACCUGUUCAAGGGAAGGCUGUCCCAAGUUUGGGUUUUCAAGAAUGCUCUUUCUUUGUAUAAAGUAUCUCAAAUAAAAGAUUACCAGAAACCAUCAAGCUCAAGUUUAUCGACUGCUAUUUUAACACCAGUUGAAUUAUUACCAACAUCAUCUAUGACACCCUCCAACAAUCCAUUUCCAAACACGAUUAUCAAUCCAACGAUAGUCAAGGUACCCAAUCCAACGAAAAACACGGAACUCAAUCCAACGAUUACAAGAUUGUCCUAUCAAGCGACGAUUCAUAACACGUCAACUGUCAAUCAAAGCUUUACGUACGCCACACCCGCUGUCAAUCAAACUUUUCAGUACUUUACGCCCACUGUAAAUCAAACUGUUCCGCUGACCGCCUUCCAGACGGCACCAUCGGAUGCAUCGGCAACAGUAAAACAGAAUGCUACGUCGGCAAGUCUAACUUUCAACAUUACACCAUCUCGUACGAUUGCUUCGCAAUCGAUACUUGGAAGUAGUAUAAGUCAAGUCCAGCCCCUCAGGUGUUAUGAGUCCUUAUGCCGAGGAUCAAUGAUCAAUUGCAGUGAAAAUAACUUGAAACAAAGAGUUUGUGAGCCGAGUAACGAUCGAUGUGCCUGGGCCUAUAUGCGACUUAAUUCAAGUUUUCAAGUUCUGUCCAUGAACUGCACUUCAAGCAAUUUAUGCAAAGACGCUGGCCCAUCAUGUGAUCUACUGAUGAAAAACAGAGAUGUGUGCUGCGACUAUUUGUGUUGUGACUCACCACUUUGCAACAAGCCGAAAUAUUUGCAAGGUGGGAAGUCGUGCAAAAGAAAACCCGAUCUCGUCGCGGUCAUCUACGGAGGCAUUGAGGUCAUCCGAGGACAUAACGAAAACAUCACAAUGAAUGCGUCGCUUUCAUAUGACCCGGACGUUGGCAUCGGUGACUACUCGGGAAUGAACUUUACCUGGUUUUAUGGCGAGAUUACAGGCAAUUACACCGGCCUACAGACAGCUACGAAUGAUAGUCAGACAGGGUUAGACGAGUCGAUUAUUCGUUAUUUUGGGAACGAUUCUGGUAUAGAAAUCACCUUUAAUACAACACCACUGCUCCUCAACAGGACAUACGUGGUUAAACUGGUUGUCUCUAAAGACUAUCGCGACUCGAGUGCACAUCAAAUUAUUCAGUUGGUGAAAGGAGACCCACCUGAAAUAUACCAACGAUGCCUAGUAAACUGUGGACUGAAAGUUGUUCCACAAGUUAAACUCAGUAUUCAGUCACAAUGCCAGGGGUCCCUGUGCUCCAAUAUCUCUUCGUAUGAGUGGAUACUCUAUGAACAAUCCUCUUCAUCUGCAAACAACGGCAUCUGGAUUCGAAAACAACAUUUACAGCUUAUCACAGACACACCACUCGGUUCAAGUAAUAUCGUCAUCAAAAAAGGUUCCCUCUCUGGGAGAACAAAUUACCGCCUGGCAUUGUUUGUUCAAACUACCGCCGGCUUACCAGGGAUGAGUGCAUACGACAUAUCCACUACGUCAGCGCCUACAGGGGGCACAUGCACGAUCACUCCCUCCAGCGGCAUCUCUCUGAAAACUGACUUCAACCUGACAUGCAGUAACUGGAAAAGUGACAGCAUACCUCUGUCCUACCAGUUUCAAUAUCAACUAGAGAACGGUCUAUACAGUAUGUUGUUUCAUGGUUUUAACAACACGGUCAGCUCUUGGUUACCGCCUGGUAAUCUGUCGGAAAACUUCACUGUGAAGGUCAAAGUGAUAAUUACUGAUUAUGUUGGUGCCUCUGCUGCGGUGACAAAUUUGUCUGUGCAGGUGAAGCCAUCGGAGCUUUUGAGACCAGAAAACAUCAGCAGCUUUUUGACAGCUAAUGAUAGUUUACUUAACGACGUCAUCCAGGAUGGAGACUUAAGUAGAGCUGCACAAAUUGCAAAUUCUGUCCUCCAGACUGUUUCCCAGGAUAGCACCGUUAGUUUACAGAAUAAGGCUAAAAUUCAAGAUUUUCUGAUCAAAAAGAUCAUCUCUCUACCUGUGCAAAAUCUUCCAGACCUUCUCCAAAGCACGUCUGUAAUUGGCUCUGCUUUACAGGUUUCGGAGAGAGUGUCCUCCAAUACUCUGGAGUCCGCGAUGUCUGCUGUUGGUUCAAUGACAUCACUUCUCUGGAGAACCGCCCAGUUAAAAGAAGUGGCCUACAUACCGCUAGUCACGCAGUCUGCAGAGAACCUGGGCACAUGUCUCAAUAGUGUGUUGAAAACUGGAGCAGUAAUAGCGUCAGGAGAUUUCGGCUCUGGGCUUCAAGAGCAGGGUGUGAAAUUCGUUAAGACCGCGAUGCAAACAAUUAGUUUAGUUGCUGACGCAGUAUUAGCUGUUAGAGCCCCGGAUGAGGGCAUGAUCUCCAUAGCAACGAGGGAGCUGAGCAUGACCUUAGGACGCCACAGCCUCGAGAAACUUGCGGGGUUGAGGAUCGAAGCAGCGGGCGGGGUAAUUGUUUUUCCUUCUGACAGCCAAUCAUUACAAUUUACUGUCACUGCAAAAGGUUACAUUGAUACUCAGAUGUUGUCAAUUCCAUUCAACCCCUACACUUGGGACGGAACAAGGAAGCGAGUCAACUCUGAUGUCUUAGCUCUCGACUUAAAAGACGAAACGCGUAAUGUGAUUAAAGUGUCAAAUCUCUCAAGCGACAUCAUCAUCGUUACAUCACUACAGCCUCAAGUCAUCGCCUUGGAGAAGCCGCAGUAUUUUACCAAAAAUGAAAAUCUACGUUUUCAUGAGAUAGAUGUUGAGUUCGAAAACACUCUGGUAAAGCUGGAAAUCACUCCACAAGAGUCCACUGUAAGUCUGUUUGUUUACUUGCAGUAUGAUCAGCGGCCAACUACAAAAGUGCAUGAACUCAACGCUACUGUGUCUAAGUACUCAAGAUGUGUUUGGACGUCAAGUGCGCAAGACAAAAACGAGGGCGAAACUGAGUGUUCAUUUAGUCCAUUUGAACCCAUCGAAUUCUUAGCUAAGAGUCCUGGAAAAUACUUUCUUGGUGUAAAGAUUUCCAAUGCCAGCUUGAUUAUUCCCAUUAAGAGGCGUAAAAGAUCUUGUUUCGGACAGGGACGGCAAAAGCGCUCCUGCGUCGAAGUCAAGGACCCACCGCCCACCCCACCCCGGAGCGAAAAUGUAUCAGUGGUGCCAGUUUAUGACUCUCGAACGGAUUAUAACUAUACUCUGAAGGUAGCCCAAGAGAGCUGUGUGCACUGGUCAGAGGAGCGAGAAAUGUGGAUAACGGACGGCUGUCAGGUUUUAUCUGCACAAUUAAAUGGAUAUCUCAACUGUUCUUGCAAUCAUUUAACUUCGUUUGGGGGAAGCCUUUUAGUGAAACCGAAUCCCAUCGACUUCGACAAGGUCCUGAUCGAAUUCAAGAAACUGGGAGAGACUGGAAAUGUUGCCGUAAUUGUAACAGUGGCCGUAGUUUUUCUAAUCUAUAUUUUCGUGCUUGUUAUCGUCCGGAAAGCAGAUAAAAAAGACAAGAGGAAUAAUGGUGCGCCGAUACAGUUGCCUUCGGCGUCGAAUAACUUGCAAGAAUUCGAGAUAACCGUUUCUACAGGUGUCUGGAGAAAUUCUGGCACAACGGCCAGGGUUGCAAUAGAAAUUUACGGAACUACUGAAAGCACUGGUAUUCUUGAGCUCAGCCCGGAAGAGCCUGGUGCAGAGAAUUUGUUAUUUUCUCGAGCUAACACAGACGUGUUCGUUUUUAAGGUUAGCAAUCCUCUUGGCACGAUUCAAGGAGUGCGCAUCGGUCAUGAUAACUCUGGAGAGAGUCCUUCGUGGUUUCUAGAAGAAAUUGUGAUUUUAGACAAGCAGUUUAACAACUCUUGGACAUUUACGGUUAAUCAGUGGUUUGCCCUUGAACGAGGUGACGGUCGAAUCGAGCGUACCUUUGAAUUAACGCCCAAUCAACUAGAUUUCAACCAGGAGGUCAUAAAGCGAUGGUGGAAAGGCCUCACUGAAUCACAUAUUUGGGUUUCAGUUGCAGCAAAGCCACGAAAAAGCCGCUUUACAAGAGUACAGCGGGCGUCAUGCUGCCUCUCUGUGCUAUUAACGGCUAUGCUCGCUAAUGCGAUGUUCUAUCAAUUGGAUGGUGGCACUGAAGAGGUCUUUCAAAUUGGACCUCUAAAAUUUUCGUGGAGACAAGUAAUUAUUGGUAUUGAAAGCGCGUUAAUUGUGGCACCAAUUAACGUUCUCAUAGUAUUCCUGUUUCAAAAAGGAGGAGAGAGGUCUGAGACCAGCACUGGUCGUUUUUCUAAAGCAACCCUGUUGAUAUAUCUUGCUUGGUUUUUGAUCAUCUGCGCAUGUGCAGUUUCGGCGGUGUUUUCAGUCUUCUACAGUCUGAUGUGGGGAAAGAGUAUCAGUGAAAAGUGGCUUUCCUCAAUGCUGAUAUCGUUCAGCCAGGAUGUAGUAGUCACUGAGCCUGUGAAAGUUUUCUUCAUGGCGAUGUUUGUAGCGGCUAUUUUCAAAAGGAAAGUAAGCAGAGGAAAAGGAUAUGAAAGCAUCGAGGAACCCCAAAGUAGCCCCUCAAAACAAAGGUUAUGGAAUCUAAAAUUAUCCAAGGUGGAAGAGAUGAGAAAGAAUCAAGCCAGAAAACAAAACAUUUCGCAGUUUUUUGUGGACCUUUUUCUUUAUCUUAUUUUCAUUUUUUUGCUAAUGGUGGUUUGUUAUGGUAACAGAAAUGACCAUCGAUAUCUCAUGACAAAGUCCAUCCGAGAAGGAUUACCAAAGUUUAGCACGGUACUGAACGAUAAGGAGUUUUGGAGGUGGUUAAACGAUGUUUUCAUACCUGGCGUGUUUGUUGGCAAAUGGUACAAUGGCCAAGAGGAGAAUCAAACCAUGUACAUAGGUGAUAAACAUUCUCUGCUCGUAGGAAUGGCGCGAGUAAGGCAGCUGAGGGUGAAAUCAACCCCGUGUAAAGUCGUGGACUAUAUGAAAACUACCUUUCCGACAUGCUACGAGGGAUUCUCGCAAAUUAACGAAGACAAGACUGUAUUUCAUAAACCGGGAUGGAAUCCUGUCGAUAACUCUACGAGUGAUGACGAGCUGCUCCGACUCUGUCCGAAGCCAUGGCGAUACCAAAAUGCUGACACAGCACCAAAGUGGGGAAAGUUCUCGUUUUAUCCAGGGGGAGGAUUUGUUGCAGACCUCGGAUAUAAUACUUCCACCGGAUAUAGCAUCGUUGAGAACCUUAAGAGCUAUUACUGGCUGGACAAACAGACCAGAGUUGUUAUGAUGGAAUUUGCCGCGUUCAACCCAUCCGUAAACCUUUUAACUGCUGUGACGUAUUUCUAUGAAGUGGAAGCAUCCGGGUACAAGGUGCCUUUCACAAGAAGUAAUAUUAUUUCUUUGAAUUCGACGGAAACAGCAUCUAAUGAGUUUUAUCUGAUCUGCAUACUUUUGUUCAUCGUGUUCAUUCUUUUCUUCCUCGGAAGAGAAUGCUAUAAGCUUUAUAGGCAACGCUGCAGAUAUUUCAAGUCCAUCUGGAAUUGGGUCGAAAUCUCUCAGAUUACUUUCUCUGUUUCAGCUGUGGUAAUGUAUAUUUUACAAACGAUCAGGGUGUCUGCAACGAUCCAGAAAUUGCAACAAAACAUUUAUGCGAAUGUAAGCUUUCAAGAAGCUGUCGUUUCGCUGGAAGUGGAGAAUGCAACGCUUGGAAUUCUCACUUUUAUCGUCAUUUUGAAACUGUUGAGAAUGAUUCGGUUUAAUUCUCAUAUUGCAGUGUUUUCUAAAACUCUUCAGACAUCCAUGCGUCUUCUUUCAUCAUUCAGCUUCAAUUUAUUUAUCAUUUUUGUGGCUUUCUUGCACUUCGGCAUUUUGAUUUUCGGGAAUGGAUCUGAGUUUUAUUCGUCACUUCUUAAGGGAACAUACUUUCAACUCGAACUCACUCUGGGACGAGUGAAAGCGAGGCCUAUCAAUACUUUAGCAGAAGCAAAUGAAACAUUUGGAAGAAUCUUCGCUGCUCUACUACUAUUAAGCCUUACUAUUCUAUCCAUGAACUUUUUCAUCGCUUUAAUGAAUGAAGCACUUUUUGAGGCAAAGAAUUCAGUGAAUCAAAGUGAACUUUAUGAUCUAGUGGAUGCAUACGACUGGCCAAGGAAUGAGGAGAGGAGGGCUUUAUUCGAUGUGGUUAGUAACGCUAUGAAACGGAUGAAAUUGCAGCAAACCUCCACCGCGUUGGAAGAAACAGAAGUAACAAACUUUGCCUUAAAUUCUAACAGAAGCAAGUCAAUUCAUUUUGAUUUAAUCAGCAAAGCCAUUACAGCUUUAAGGAAACGGGAGGUCCAAGAAUCGGUACAUGAAAAACCAAGAAACAUCAGAAGAAAAUCUCUCUUUGAUAGAAUAAGUUCUAUUAUCCAAAAGCGUAGAGAUGAUAGCUCUGAAGGAAACUACAGACGAAAAAUGAAAAAGAAAGUGAACUUUAGAGACGAUGUUGUUAAAUCUCAACUGAAGAAGUUACACAAAACGAAAAAGGAUUUAUUUCAUCGAUUGGAUAAUAUUGUGCAAGGAUAUUUUGAGGAGGAAGAGAAAUUUCAUAUAAUAUGUCACGAAAUAAAAGCGUAUGGCUCUCAGGAUGAUCUGGGAAACGUCACGGUCACGGGGACUGAGAACGAAUCAUUUUCUUAAAAGUUUCCAAUUUGAUAACAAUAAGAAUUGAAUGUGGAAACUAUAGAGGAGUAAAUA